Messenger RNA from Drosophila hydei, 965 nucleotides. RefSeq lists its product as uncharacterized. Bases 79 to 738 code for a protein of 219 amino acids. The record is from RefSeq and is a predicted model, not a curated record. The transcript has 2 exons. Lineage: Eukaryota; Metazoa; Arthropoda; Insecta; Diptera; Drosophilidae.
UUAGACAGAUUCAUUUUUAUUUCGUAAGUCAACGAGCAGCAAAUAAAUAAAAAUUUAAAAAAUUCAAGUGGUUGCACAAUGUCAAACCUUCAAGAUGUACCGCUUGCCGCGCCAGAAACUAUGCCAACAACUGAACACGACACAGCCGGAACGAAGUCCAAUUCGCUGAAACGCUUCUUUAAGCUUGGCAAGAAAUCCAUCGCAAACCAUGAAUUCAGCGAGGACCCCAACGACGUGGAAGAUGAGGCCAAGGACACUGUCAAACCUGGCAGCAUUAGUCGUUUCCUUACCCGACUGAAGGGAGCUUCGAAAUCAAGCACUGUGCAAUUCGCAGAGCCUGUCGUGCCCGCUUCCAGCAUGCUCAACCCGGCUGUGGAGGAAGCUACCGACAAGCCGGUGCCAAACGUAAAGCCCACAAUUAAGACAUCGAUAUCUGGCUAUUGGAAACAGCUUUUUCACCGCCAGAAGGCGGCCAAUCGGCAGGAAGAGAACCCGGCUAUGGAUCAAGAAGUGAACGAAUCACAUCAGAUACCGCAGGAACAGCAAACUGAUCCGGUCCAAGCUGAAGAGGAGCCCAUAGUACCAACGGCAGAGCCAUUGCCCGAGGAAUUAAAUAUUAUUGUGCCAGAAAAGACGAUGGAUAAUCAAAUAAACUGUAUACCCGAGAUACUCGAGGAAGUACAAAUGCUCGCUAUUUCCGAUGAGGCUUUGAGUGCCUCGAACGAAGAGACCGAAUAAUAGGACAGGUUAUAGCUAUAAUCUGCAAAAAUUUCAUGUUAUCCAGUUUGUAAGAGCCUGCCAGCCUUCUGCCACACACCGCCCAUACAUUUUGAGGAAUCCAAAGAUACACACACGCACAUUCACAUACACACACACGCAUAUUAAACACAUUAGUUCAUCUGCAGUUCAGCUUUAACUUGAAACCCAAAUGCUGAAUAAAGCAUAUUAAGAAAAGUCGAUAUAUU